Molecule: messenger RNA, 3003 nt
Organism: Acanthamoeba castellanii str. Neff
Lineage: Eukaryota; Discosea; Longamoebia; Acanthamoebidae
Product: coatmer subunit, putative
Exons: 15
Coding region: 1-3003 (1000 amino acids)
Biological process (GO): intra-Golgi vesicle-mediated transport; intracellular protein transport; endoplasmic reticulum to Golgi vesicle-mediated transport
Cellular component (GO): COPI vesicle coat; cytoplasm
Molecular function (GO): structural molecule activity
Source: RefSeq, a predicted model, not a curated record
AUGGAACGAGAGCGCCCCUGCACAUUUCUCAUCCACAACGACACAGUCGACAUCCCUGUGUCGCAACUGAAGGAACAGCUCGAAAAUGGAGAUCUCGCAGUCAAGAUCUCGGCCCUCAAGAAGAUCAUCCUCUUGACACUGAAUGGACAGCCGCUCCCCCAGCUCCUCAUGUCGGUCAUUCGCUUCUGCAUGCCUCAGAAGGACAAGACCAUGAAGAAGCUUCUCCUCCUCUUCUGGGAGCUCUGCGAGAAGACUGGCCCCGACGGCAAGCUUCUCCACGAGAUGAUCCUCGUGUGCUCGCACUUCCGUAACGAUCUCAACCACCCGAACGAGUACGUGCGGGGCAGCACGCUGCGCUUCCUGUGCAAGCUCAAGGAGGCAGAGAUCCUCGAGCCGCUGGUGCCCUCCGUGCGCGCCAACCUCGAGUACCGCCACGCCUAUGUGCGCCGCAAUGCCGUGCUGGCCGUCUACAGCAUCUACAAGGCCUUCUCUUUCCUCAUUCCCGACGCUCCCGAGCUCAUCUUCAACUUCCUCAACACCGAGGGAGACGCGGCGUGCAAGCGCAACGCGUUCAUCAUGCUCUUCAACUGCGAUCAGGACAAGGCGAUCGAAUACCUCAGCUCGGUCAUCGGCCAGGUCAACACCUUCGGCGACAUUCUUCAAAUUAUCGUGAUCGAGCUCAUCCGCAAGGUCUGCAAGUCCACCGCCUCGGGCAGCGACAGGGCCAAGUACCUCAAGUGCCUGUUCGAGCUCCUCAAGGCGCCGUCGCCCGCCGUUCAGUUCGAGGCCGCCGGCGCGCUCGUCGGUCUCACCUCCGCGCCGACCGCCGUGCGCGCUGCCGCCGCCACCUUCAUCCAGCUCCUGUGUAACGAAGCGGACAACAACGUCAAGAUCAUCGUCACGGACAAGCUCGACGCUAUUAGGCUCAAGCACAAGAAGACGCUGCAGCCGCUGCUGAUGGACAUCCUGCGCGCGCUGUCGACGCCCAACAUGGACAUCCGCAAGAAGACCCUCGACAUCGCGCUCGACCUCGUCUCGCCCCAGAACAUCGACGAAGCCAUCCUCUACCUCAAGAAGGAGAUCGCCAAGACCCAGGUGGCCGGCUUCGAGAAGGGUGGCGAGUACAGGCAGAUGCUGAUCCAGGCCAUCCACGCGUGUGCGGUCAAGUACCCGUCGGUGGCCAGCAAUGUGGUGCUCGCGCUGAUGGACUUCCUCGGCGACGCCAACAUCCCGACGGCCGUCGAGGUGGUCACCUUUGUGCGCGAGGUCGCCGAGACCUAUCCCGAGCUCCGCGAGUCCAUCCUCCGCAAGCUCUUCCUCUCUCUCAAGCACAUCACCGCCUCCUCCGUGUACCGGACGGCGCUUUGGGUGCUGGGCGAGUAUGCGCUGACGACGGACGACAUCGACCAGGCGUUCUCGACGCUCAAGGGCGAGAUCGGUGCGCUGCCGCUGGUCAAGGACGGCAGCGAGGACGAGAACGAGGGCGGAGACAAGGAGAAGAAGGAGAAGGCCGACGUGCUCCUGAGCCCGCAGCUCCCCUCCAGCCGUCCGGCCAUCCUCGCCGACGGCACCUACGCCACCCAGAGCGCCUUCUCCGUGCCCAAGAUCACUGCUCCUCAAGAAAACGAGGGAAGCUUGCGUCGUCUGUUGGAGGCGGGCGAUUUCUUCCUGGGCUCGGCGCUGUCGACGACACUCACGAAGCUCGUGCUGCGAUCGUUCCUCGAGGAGGACCUGGAGGCCAGCCAGAAGCACGCCUUUGCCGUGGAGGUGCUCCUCAUCAUGGUCAACAUCCUCAAGCUGGGCAAGUCCCCGCAGACCAAGAACCAGAUCGACGACGACUCGUACGGCCGCAUUUGCUCGUGCAUUCGAAUUUUGAGCGAUGGCGGGUUCCUCUCCCGCAAGCACAACGGCGCGGACGAGGCCGAGGCCGAGGAGGCAGAGGAAGAAGACGGCACCACGACCACGACGAAGGCCAGCAGCAAGCCCAGGCAGGCCUCGUUCAUCCGAGAGCUGUACCUGCAGUUCUGCCGCGACUCGUUCUCCGACAUGUUGCGACAGAAGCAGAAGGAGGAGGCCGAGAAGAAGAAGGAGAAGGACGAGCAGGUCAGCGUGCAGGCCGACGACCUCCUGGUCCUGCGCCAGCUUCGGGCCAACCGGGUCGUCGGAGCUGAUGAAGCGGACGACCUGGAGGACGAUCUCGGCCAGGUGACCGGCCUUCAGAACGAAGACUCCAAGCAGGGACUGCAGCUCAACAGGCUGCGUCAGCUGACCGGUCUCAGCGACCCCGUCUACGCCGAGGCCUAUGUCCAGGUCCACGUCUACGACAUCGUGCUCGACGUCCUCGUCAUCAACCAGACCCCGGACACGCUGCAGAACCUGUGCCUGGAGCUGGCCACGCUGGGCGACCUGAAGCUGUGCGAGCGCCCGCGCAACUACAACCUCGGACCCUUCGACUCGAAGCGCAUCCGGGCCAACAUCAAGGUGUCGUCGACGGAGACCGGCAUCAUCUUCGGCAACAUCGUGUACGACGUAGCCGGCCAGGCCACCACGCUCAACGCCGACAAGAACUGCGUCAUCCUCAACGACAUCCACAUCGACAUCAUGGACUACAUCUCGCCGGCCCAGUGCACGCACGUCGACUUCCGCAACAUGUGGUCCGAGUUCGAGUGGGAGAACAAGGUGGUCGUCAACACCGAGAUCAGGGAUGUAAAUGAGUAUCUGGAGCACAUCAUGAAGGUGACCAACAUGGGCUGCCUCACCCCCAAGAAGGCACUCGAAGGCGAGUGCGGCUUCAUCUCUGCCAACCUCUACGCCAAGAGCGUUUUCGGCGAAGAUGCGCUGGCCAACCUGAGCAUCGAGCGGCAGCCGGAGACGGGCAAGAUCGAGGGCUCGAUCCGCAUCCGCAGCAAAAAGCAGGGCAUCGCGCUCUCCCUGGGCGACAAGAUCACCUCCUCGCAGCGCACCAACAAGACCAAGGAGGAGGUCAAGGCCUGGCUCAAGUAG